This is a messenger RNA of Malania oleifera, 1328 nucleotides long. RefSeq lists its product as uncharacterized. Lineage: Eukaryota; Viridiplantae; Streptophyta; Magnoliopsida; Santalales; Ximeniaceae. The record is from RefSeq and is a predicted model, not a curated record. The transcript is spliced from 6 exons. Bases 131 to 1117 code for a protein of 328 amino acids.
ACUUCAGAUAUCGGACCCGUUGCCAAUAUCACAUUCGAACUCCCAAAAAAGCACUCACAGGAAGAAACUAGCCGUUACACCUCUCUCUCUCUCUCUCUCUCUCUCUCUCUCUGUGGGAAGGAGUUCUCCCAUGGUGCUUUCCGUAGAUCCCUCUUCUCCUGCCAACGUCAACAAGGAGUCAGCGAGAUUGAUGGGUUCGUCUCCUCGGUUCAGCCCAUCGUCGGACAAGCUCUUCUGGAGCGCUCUCCGGGGCCGGGUCGAUACCAUUCUUGAGAACCGUAAACGUGAAGGGAGUGUUGGAGAAUCAGAUCGCGGGGCGAGGUUGAAGGAAGACUCUCUGCUUCUGCUGAGAGGAUUCGACUCCAUUGCGCACUCUCUGUGUCUACUUGGCAGCAAUCUGGACGAUGCCCUCGAGGGAGCAAGGGAUCUAGCAAAGCCACCCACAUUGACUGAAAUGUUCCACAGCAAAAUGGAGAAGGCAGAGAGUAAAGAAGAGGAAUCAGCAGAGGAAGAAGAAAAUGGAGGCUGCCGAGAAAAGCGACUGAAGAGAAAGCCUGAUGAUACCAAUGAAUUGUCUGAGGAUCAAGGAGGUGAUUCACAAAAAGAAAAUGAUCAAGGCCCCAAGGAUAGGAAGCUGAAGAAAGCCAAAACACUAGCAAUCUCUAUGGCAACAAAAGCAGCUUCGCUUGCUCGAGAACUGAAAUCAAUUAAAUCAGAUUUAUGUUUCAUGCAAGAGCGAUGCGUUUUGCUCGAAGAGGAGAACAGUAGGCUUAGAGACGGGUUCGAUAAAGGGAUCAGACCUGAGGAGGAUGAUCUGGUGAGGCUUCAACUGGAAGCACUGCUUGCAGAGAAAUCCAGAUUGGCAAAUGAGAAUGCAAAUCUAACUAGGGAAAACCAGUGCCUCCACCAGCUGGUGGAGUACCACCAACUCACCUCUCAAGAAUUCUCUGCAUCCUAUGACCAAGUUUUACAGGGAAUGUGCUUGGACUUUUCGUCUCCACCGCCACCCAUAGCUGAAGAGGGUGAUGACAAUGCUGAUAUUGAAGCUACAAAAACACCAAGGACAAAUACUUCUGCAUUCUCCUCUUUGGAUGAAUGCUAUGGUGCAGAUGAGUAAAUUUGGGAUUCGAGGAGCAUCCUACCAGGGUUUCUGCACUUUUGCAGUGGAUUCAUUUUGUGUUUUGGCAAAUGAUACUUUGAACUUUAAAUUUUGAUUGCAGGGCAGCAGGGGUAGCGCAGAUAAAAUUAUGUAUGCCCAAGCUGUCCUGGCUCCUCUUGAGUGUAAUUGAAUUCAGUUUUUGGAUAUCCAAGUUGCACAUCUUCAAAAA